AUGUUUGGCAGCCGUAAUUUACUCACUGUGCUAGGAGCACUGCUGCCAGCAGCUGUAGGCCAAAUGGAUGGCUCUCGCUUCGCAUGGUAUACCUCCGCUGCUGGAGAUUUUGCAUCUGCUUUACCUAUCGGCAAUGGAAGAGUCGCUGGUGCUGUAUUUGGAUCUGCUAAUGAAAAGGUGACUUUGAAUGAGAAUUCAGUCUGGAGCGGACCAUGGCAGAAUCGUGGCAACUCCAAAUCUCUCGCGGCUCUACCUAACAUUCGAUCGCGCCUUCAAUCCGGCGACUUAACUGGAGCUGGAGAUCUCGUUCUUCAAAACAUGGCUGGUAACCCUACAUCACCAAGAGCCUACAAUCCGUUGGUCGAUUUGCUACUUGACUUUGGGCAUUCUAGCUCAAGCUUGACGUCGUACACUCGCUACCUGGAUACUUCUCAGGGUACCGCAUUUGUUACCUACAAUUCUGGUGGAGUUAAUUACACUCGUGAGUUCGUCGCUAGCUAUCCAGCUGGAGUCAUGGCUGUUCGACUGUCAGCUAGCCAAACCGGGAAACUCAACGUCAAUUGUGCUUUAUCCCGCACUAGCUGGGUGACCGAUCAACGCGCCACAAUUAGCAACAGCAUCGCGGGAUCGAAUGCAAUCAUUCUGAAAGCGAAUAGUGGCCAAUCGAGUGGCGCUAUAGCUUUCACUGCUGAGGCGAGAAUUGUUAACAGCGGUGGUACUGUUAGCAGUGAUGGAAAAUCAAUAUCUAUUAGUGGCGCCACGACUGUCGACAUCUUCUUUGACGCUGAAUCGUCUUACCGCUAUGCCAAUCAAAGUGCCUGGGAAGCAGAGGUGCAACGUAAAUUAGAUGCAGCGGUUAAUUCAGGCUACAACGCAAUCAGAAACUCUGCCAUUGCGGAUCACAGCAGUCUAAUGGCCAGAGUCAGUCUUGAUCUAGGAGUAGGCUCCAGUAGCAAUCAGGCCACACCCACCCGUUUGAGCAAUCACAAGAGCAAACCCGAAAACGAUCCUCAACUCGUUACACUGAUGUACAAUUUUGGCCGUCACCUCUUGAUUGCAUCAUCUCGCGAUACCGGUCCGUUGUCGCUGCCUGCCAACUUACAGGGAAUCUGGAACAAAGACUACAAUCCUUCUUGGCAGAGUAAGUACACCAUUAACAUCAACACGGAGAUGAAUUACUGGCCAGCCGAAACGUGCAACCUCCAAGAAACGCACAAGCCCUUAUUUGAUCUCAUUGACGUUGCCGUGCCUCGUGGGAAAGCUAUGGCUCAGCUCAUGUAUGGCUGCAAUAAUGGCGGCUUUGUGUUGCAUCACAAUAUUGAUCUAUGGGGAGAUGCUGCUCCUGUGGACUACGGAACACCUUAUAUGAUGUGGCCCAUGGGCGGUGCAUGGCUCUCACUUCAUCUGAUGGAACAUUAUCGGUUUACUCUCGACACAGCUUUCUUACGAAACCGUGCUUGGCCAGUCCUCCAAAGCGCUGCGAACUUUUACUAUUGCUAUCUCUUUGAGCAUAAUAAUUACUACAGCACGGGGCCAUCACUUUCCCCAGAAAAUACAUUCAUUGUUCCUUCAAACAUGAAAACGGCAGGUUCUACUGCAGGCAUCGACAUUGCACCUACAAUGGAUAACUCAAUGUUGUAUGAACUUUUUACCGCGGUCAUCGAAACUUGCAACGUUUUGGGUAUCACAGGCACUGAUCUGGCAAACGCCAAAAAGUAUCUGGCGAAGAUCAAGCCACCCCAAGUUGGAUCUAGAGGGCAAAUCCUCGAAUGGCGAAAUGAGUAUGCUGAGGCCGAGCCAGCGCACCGCCACAUGAGUCCCGUUUUUGGCCUCUUUCCAGGGUCACAGAUAUCGCCGCUGAAAUCCACCACUCUCUCAAACGCAGCUAUGGUAUUAAUCGAUAACCGCAUGAAAAGUGGAAGUGGAAGCACAGGUUGGUCACGUACCUGGGUCAUGAACCUCUACGCUCGUCUUUUCCAAGGCGAUAAAGUCUGGAGUAACGCCCAAGCCUUCCUGCAGAAGUUUCCAAGCGCCAACUUGUGGAAUACCGAUAACGGACCAGGUACGGCUUUCCAAAUCGAUGGAAAUUUUGGUUUCACUUCGGCUAUAGCGGAAAUGCUCUUGCAGAGUCAUGUUAUUGUACAUCUGCUUCCUGCUCUGCCAUCAGCUGUGCCUACGGGAAGUGUCAAAGGCCUUGUGGCAAGAGGGAAUUUUAUAGUUGAUAUUAAAUGGUCAAAUAAGGCUCUUACCAGUGCAACCAUCACUUCAAGGAGCGGGGGAUCUCUGGCAAUACGUGUCCAAAAUGGAGUGGCUUUUUCAGUUAAUGACGUUACGUAUACUGGCCCGAUUGCAACAAUAGCGUCUGGGGUAUAUACAGUCACACUUGGUGCUGGAGUCAGUUAA
Messenger RNA from Glarea lozoyensis ATCC 20868, 2403 nucleotides. Its product is annotated as Six-hairpin glycosidase. Gene Ontology annotation, molecular function: alpha-L-fucosidase activity. Gene Ontology annotation, biological process: carbohydrate metabolic process. Lineage: Eukaryota; Fungi; Ascomycota; Leotiomycetes; Helotiales; Helotiaceae. The record is from RefSeq and is a predicted model, not a curated record. The transcript has 3 exons. Bases 1 to 2403 code for a protein of 800 amino acids.